Messenger RNA from Dimorphilus gyrociliatus, 1469 nucleotides. The record is from the annotation of a GenBank genome assembly. NCBI's taxonomy places the organism in Eukaryota, Metazoa, Annelida, Polychaeta, Dinophilidae.
AUACAACCAUCCUUUCUUCCGGUGCGCAAUAUCCGCAUUAUAUCUUCGCCUAGGAAAGUUCAGGAACUUUCCAUCGAAAAAGUCAUCAAUUCCAGCCGAGUUGUCGACUAAGAACAUAUACUAUUCGCUGAAAACCAUAAGAAACGAUUGUAAGUUGUUAAAGGUUUACUUUAAAAGUCAUAAUUCCAUAUAUUUUGCCUUUUAAAACUGAAUUUAAAAAAAGCGUGAUUCUUCAGUAACGAAAUAUAAUGGUGAAAGAAACAAGAUAUUAUGAAGUUUUAGGGGUUAACCCCACAGCUGGUGCAGAUGAACUUAAGAGAGCUUAUAGAAAAUUAGCUUUAAAAUACCAUCCUGACAAAAACCCAGAAGAACCCGAAAAAUUUAAAUUGAUAAGCCAAGCCUAUGAAGUUUUGGCUGAUCCUAAGAAACGUGAAAUUUAUGACAAAUACGGCGAACAAGGUCUUAAAGAAGGAGCUGGUGGUGGCGGAUUCUCAUUCUCUUCACCUAUGGACAUUUUCGACAUGUUCUUUGGUGGUGGUGGAGGUAUGGGUAGAGGCAGACGAGGACCACAAAAAGGUAAAGAUGUUUGUCACCAAAUGAAAGUCAGCUUGGAAGAUUUGUACAAUGGGGCCGUUAGGAAACUAGCACUGCAAAAAAAUGUUAUUUGUCCAAAAUGCGACGGAGAAGGUGGUAAAAAAGGAGCUGUUCAAUCAUGCUCGAACUGUAAAGGAACUGGAAUGCAGGUACGUAUACAUCAACUUGCUCCAGGCAUGGUUCAACAAAUACAGUCGGUCUGUUCUGAUUGCAAUGGCGAAGGAGAAAGAAUCAAUCCAAGAGAUAGAUGUAAAAAUUGCUCAGGCAAAAAAACUGUUAGGGAAAGAAAAAUUUUAGAGGUACACGUUGAUAAGGGAAUGCAAGAUGGCCAACAAAUCCGUUUUGGAGGAGAAGGCGAUCAAGUACCUGGUCUAGAACCUGGAGAUAUUCUUAUAGUGCUGGAUGAAAAAGAGCAUGAGACGUUUAAGCGCAAAAAUAUGGACCUGAUUAUGAACAUGGAAAUAGGAAUUACUGAAGCCCUUUGUGGAUUUCAAAGAGUUAUUAAAACCUUAGAUGAUCGUAAUAUCGUCAUCCAAUCAAUACCCGGAGAAGUUAUCCGUCAUUCUGACAUAAAAUGCAUACCAGGAGAGGGAAUGCCAAGACACCGAAAUCCUUUCGAAAAAGGUCGUCUCAUCAUACAGUUCAGUGUUACCUUCCCGGAUAACAGCUGGAUUUCUUUGGAUAGGUUGAAAGAAUUGGAAAAACUACUACCUCCUAGGGAGGCUGUUACUGUUCCAAUUGACGCUGAGGAAUGCAAUUUAAUGCCUUUUGACGUACGACAUGAUAAACCUGGACAAAGUAGCAAUGCUUAUGAUUCUGAUGAGGACGAAAUGGGUGGUGGACAUGGACCAAAGGUUGCAUGCGCUUCGCAGUAG